AUGGGUAUCCGUAUAACUAUUUGUUUGUUGUUGGCUAUGGCUUUGGUUGUGGCCAAUGCUCACCAACUUCAACAACAAGUCGAUAUCAAUCACGACGAAUCGAAUACAUUUGGUGGAGCCAAGGCUGUUUUGACAUGCGAUCUUUGUAAGACUGCCGUCAAAUCAUUGCAAGAUAUCGCUGGCUCUGGAUCAGAGACCUGGCACAACGACGUCAUCGACUUUGCCAUCGAAUUCUGUACCCUAUUCAAGAUUGAGAAGGCCACUGUCUGCCAGGGAAUCAUCCCACUUUACAGAAACGAGACAUUCGAGAUCGUGGCCAAUCGUGCCUACCAACCAGAGUACAUUUGUGGCUUUGUUGGAAUAUGUCCAUUCAACCCAGCCAACUUUAGUGGCCAGGUUAACUUCCCAACACCAAAGCCACCCCAUGUGGCCCCAGUCAUGCCACCAAAAGGCGGCCCAACCAAGACCAUUCUGCAUUUGACCGACUUCCACAUUGACCAGUUCUACGUUGCCGGUAUGAACGCCGAGUGUGGUGAGCCAGUCUGCUGUCGCGCCGUCAAUGGCCCAGGUAGCGGCACAUCAGCCGCCGGCGAGUGGGGCGACUACCGCUGCGACGUCAACAUGCCAAUGGUACACAACAUGAUGCAGAACAUCGUGGCCAGCCACCCAGCCCCAGACUACAUCUUCUGGACUGGUGACAACCCACCCCACGAUGUGUGGAUGCAGACUCAGGAGACUCAGCUCAACGCGUCGGCUGUCAUCACCGACGUGCUGGCCAAGUACUUCCCAGGCUCACAGGUCUUUGCUGCGAUUGGCAACCACGAGGGUGUGCCCGUCAACUCAUUCCCCGAGCCCCCCAACAGCCCAUCGUGGUUGUACCAGGGUCUAGCCAACGACUGGGCCACCUGGCUGGCUGGCACCGAUGCCAGCAUCGACACACUGCUCUAUGGAGGAUACUACUCGGCUCAGAUGAUGCCAGGUGUCCGCGUCAUGUCGCUCAAUAUGAACUGGUGCAACAACCAGAACAUCUGGAUGAUCCAGAACAUCACCGACCCCGCCAGCAUGAUUGCCUGGGCGGUCCAGGAGCUGCAGGCCAUCGAGAAUGCUCACGAGCACGUCUACAUCAUUGGACACAUCCCAUCGGGUGUGAGCGACUGCAUCGACGUUUGGUCGCAGCAGCUGUACCAAGUUGUCGAUCGCUAUGAGGACAGCAUCAUCGGCCUGUUCUUUGGCCACACUCACCACGACCAGUUCCAGCUGUACCACGAUGCCGUCGACGGCCAUACCACCGCCGUCUCCUACAUCGCACCAUCUGUCACCACCUACACCAACCAGAACCCAUCGUACCGUAUCUACACAGUCGAUGAGGAGACUGGCUACUUGCUCGAGUCGUCCACAUACCGCACUAGUGUUGCCGAGGCCAACCAGCAAGGCACACCAAUCUGGGCUCUGGCAUACAACGCCACCACUCUGUACAACAUGCCUGACCUGUUCCCAGAGACCUGGCAACGUGUCGCCGGUGAGAUUGCUGCCAACUCCACCCUGCUUGAGACAUACUAUGUCAACUACUACGCCGCUGCCCCAUAUGCCACUGAGAAUCCAUGCACCAGUCGCAGCUGCAAGCUCUACUACGAAUGUGAGAUGAACUCUGGUUACUCUGCCCAGAUCACCAAGUGUGAGUCUUCCAAGACCCAAGGUGACCUCCAAGCUCUUGCCGAUCUGCACAACUUCCGUCAGGAAGUCCCAAGAUCAUGC
Molecule: messenger RNA, 1755 nt
Organism: Acytostelium subglobosum LB1
Lineage: Eukaryota; Evosea; Eumycetozoa; Acytosteliales; Acytosteliaceae
Exons: 2
Biological process (GO): sphingomyelin catabolic process
Molecular function (GO): sphingomyelin phosphodiesterase activity
Source: RefSeq, a predicted model, not a curated record